Messenger RNA from Rhopilema esculentum, 3527 nucleotides. RefSeq lists its product as uncharacterized. The record is from RefSeq and is a predicted model, not a curated record. Lineage: Eukaryota; Metazoa; Cnidaria; Scyphozoa; Rhizostomeae; Rhizostomatidae. Gene Ontology annotation, cellular component: membrane.
UGGAUGAUGCUUGGUUAGAUUUGCGAGAUCAAGAUCAACAGAGUUUGCAGAUGGAGAAAAGUGAUUAUGCAACAUGGAAGCAAGCAGAAAGAGACUUGUUUUUCCAAGCAACUUAUUAAUUUUUGAACUUCGCUUUUAUUUGCCCAACAGAAGCAUCCUACUCUCAGCGAAGCUUGCUUUUAGGAACAGUAGCCAGGCCUCGAAAUGUCACAUGGAAAUGUGUCGGCUGGAUUAUCCUUUCAUUGCCAGUCAGAUUUAACUGUCAUGAUAUGUGGACUAUCAACCUUCUGCUUUUACGUGUCAGCAACAGCUUUUGUUUUUGCCCUUAUUCCACAGCUGCACAAAAAUUCAUAUCUAAAGUCGACGAAAGGACUAAGCUCGUUGUGGGCUGCAGGACUCUCCACUGCAAACUUAGUUCAUACUUUCUUUGUUUUCCAAAUCUCUUCCAAGAAUAUUUAUUUCAAGAUAGCGUCUAUAAUAUACUGCGGAACGUCAGCCGGGUUGCUUUUCCAGUUUUGGUUAUAUUCCAAAGAAGAUGUCAGAUUUAAAGUUACACUUUUUGGCACCAGCAUAGUCGUGUGGCUUGCUAUAAUUUCUAUAGAAAUUGCUGUUCCAAAUUUGCGUGGAGCGAACAAAAUGGAAUGGAUUGCAAUUAUAUUGUUCUCCGUAGGACUUUUGCCACAGGUAAUUCGUAAUAUAUUUGAAAGAAGCACACUUGGGCAGUCAAACAUAUCAGUAGUUUUGACAGCUGUAGGUUGGUCAUUUCAGUUUGUGCCUGUGUAUAUUUUUGAGACAUCCACCAAAUUUAAAAGCAUGGUUUUCAUUGGAGCAUUCAUUGGUCACAUCAACUGUUUGCAGUUAAUUUGGUUUCGAAAACCUGUUAUUAAAACGAGAAGAAUUGAGCAAAGUGCCCCACAAUAUGGGAGCAACAGGAGUCAGCUUCCGGAUGGAGAUGAGUUCUAUUCAUUCCGAGAGCAUAGGAGCUCCAUUGCCAGUUCCUCAGUACAAGAUGAUGUGUUUGUAGAUCAAAAAUCAAUUGCUAAUGCCAGCACUUUGAAGCCAACUGUAGUUGGAACACUCACAGGAAUGGCUGCUUGGCAGAUAUGCGUAGGAGUUUUUGAAGUAGCUGCCCUGGUUGCCCUGACAGGUAUCACUGUUUUUCUUGUUGGGUUUUUUUGGAUUCUCUUUGCUCCAUGUCUGGUCAUUUUUGUACUAGUAUCAGUAACACUCUACAGAGACUAUGCAGAAUGCACAAGCAAGUGCUGUGAUGAUGCCUUUGAUGAUAUGCAGUAUAGAAUGUUCGGGGAAAACAAUGUUUGACUUCAAUCCAACAAAAACAGUAGAAGAGGCAGGGUAAGAAUCAAGUAAGCUUCUGGCACAGAAGUAGAGGCAGACCUUGUCUGAUUCAAACAACAACAACCUGCGGUCUUUGUCAAUUUUCAUCAUGAGUGUAAUUUGAGUUUACAAGCAUAUUACUUGUCAUACCCAGAAUCUCAAAGUCUGCCCCCUUUGUAUGAACCCCCUCAAAUAAAAAUCAAACCUGUAAAUAAAAAUCUUAAUAAGCCCCCAGCUUGAAUAAAUCAUCACCUCUGUAGUGUAGUGCGAUCAAAAUAACAGAAGGGGUUUUUGCACCAAUGUUGCUAAACAUCGGCUAACUUAGGCAUCAGCAAGGAAGCUUACGGGUCAUUCCAUGUCAAAUUUUAUAUAAAAGUCAUGAAUUGUCACCCACCCUCUCAGAUUUCGAUGAAUUUUACAAUAUUGAUUCAGUCCCAGGGGAAACCACCUCACCCAAAAUUUCAGCACAAUAGGUUAAGGCGUUCCGGAGAUACGGCCAGUCAAAAGUUGUCUCAUUUUAGGGCGUGGUCCGCCCAAAAUUUGUGCCAGCGAUAAAUAAUAACAUUCAAAGUCCUGUGAAAGUUUUUUUUAUCACAAUAUUUACAUCAAAUUAUCAACACAGUACAUUCUGAUAGUGCAGAUUUCAAAUAUGACCACCAAAACAUCAACAAAGCAAAGCUAGUUACUGAAAAAAUAGGUUAAAAGUUUAUAUUAGACUUCUUAGAUUUUGUGACUAGCCAAUUUGAAUGUCAUUUUUUGCAAAGUCUGCAAAAUUUUUAAGAAUUGAAAAUAGUACCAGCUGAAAGCUCUUGAAUUGGGCUUUUUAACCAUAUAAAUAUUAUCAUUUGUAUAUUCAGCAUUACUGAGAUUAUUUGAGUUAUAUAAGAGUAAUAAAAUUUGCGAAACUUGCCUCACAACCAUUCUGUAUGCCAAAUGGCUGGCAAAAUAUUUGUCAAAACAUAUAGUAUUUCUUUUAAAAAACAUAUAGAAGUAGAUGCCUAAGAUGAAAACUAUUACUCAUUUACUUCAAGAUACCAUUUCUUAUGUUAAAAAACUUCUGGAAUGUUUUGUUAAUGUUGUUUAAAUCAGCAUGUUUUAUGCUGUAUGUCCUUCCAGUUGCUGUUACUGGAGCAUCAAUCUUCACCAAGAAAUCAUUUUCUGGAAUGCAACAAACAUCAGCUCUAGCUGGCCAUACAAAGGUCUGUGCUGGGCCUGAGGGAUGAAACAAGUUUACUUUUGCAUCUCUUUCUUCUUUGUUUAUCACUUCAACCAUGCCAAUCCACCACUUGUUAUCAUAAACGCAUGCCACAAAAUCAUUCUCUUGAACAUCCUUUAAGGUUAGAGCUUUGUAUAUUUCUCCUUUGAAAUUGUGGGUUCCUGAAAAACUGUCAUCUUCUGAUGUACGCUUGUAAGCAAUCUCAUAGGGACCAAUUGGUUCAAAGUAAUGGAAGCUUCUUGUUCCUGGUACUGUUGAUCCCAAGGCAAAACGGUCUUCCAAGCCCUAUCUGACUGACAUCAUUUCCUCUUUUGUUAUAAAAAUGAAACUGAUGUUAUUUAUAUUUUCACUGCAAAAGAGAAACAUAUCCUUUGCAGUUAAAAUCUGUUGUGAAAUUGGUCUUUGUAAACUUGCCCUAGCUGUCAGUCUCUUAACUGCUCCUCCGAUGCCAUCGCAGGGAGACUUGCCAUGGCUUGAUGCAAAGAAUGUCCAGUUUGCAGAUAACCCAAAAUCUUGCUGAUGGAGUGUCAAGUUCAAGAAAUUUUUGUAGUUCUUGUAUUAGGAAGGACAACCAUCAGAAAAAUAUUCUAGUUUGCAUAUUUUUGGCAAUUUAGUUUUGAUGACCUGUGUUAAUUCUUUUUGAAUCUGAUAUACCAAGCUGGUGUCAUGUUCCAGAUCAUCUGAUAAAAUACAGAAGGAGUUCUGCAUCAGUGUCUCAUCUUCUUUGAAAUAUAAAACAAGUGGGUGCAAGGUACAGCAUGGUUUGCUCCAGUGGUAAGACUGGACCUCAUCUUGCACCACAAAACUGUAGUUCUCUGCAAAAUCACCUAAUACAAUAGCUGUAUCCUCUCCAAUUUGUUCUUUGCGAAUCUUCAAAUACCUUGCUUGACAUUUUGCCAGAUAUGAAUGUGAAGUCAAUCUAUCAAUGGUUUUUACUACAUGGUCAAUGAAACUUUCUAAAUCUAGAGUCUGGCUU